Molecule: messenger RNA, 1713 nt
Organism: Trichoderma atroviride IMI 206040
Lineage: Eukaryota; Fungi; Ascomycota; Sordariomycetes; Hypocreales; Hypocreaceae
Source: RefSeq, a predicted model, not a curated record
AUGAAAGCAACUGCCCUCGUGGCUCUCGUGGCUGGACUGCUGCCCAUAGCUGGAGCCGUACCAGCGCAAAAUGUGAACGUCACAAUUCCAUCUGGCACCAUUAUUGGUUCAGUGGAUAAUGGAGUCGAGUCGUUCAGAGGCAUCCCUUAUGCGGAUCCACCAAUUGGCGACUUGCGCUUCAAACCGCCAGUCAGGCUUUCGAGACACCUUGGGGAGUUUGAUGCUACCAGGAAACCUGUAGCAUGCCAUUUGGGACCCAUCUUUGGCCCAUUUGCCGACACGGAAGAUACGACAGCGACUUUUGCAGAAAUCAACGUCGCGAUCUCUGUUCUCAAAGACACCGCCGGCGAUACGCCCUCUAACUUUGACGAGGACUGCUUGAUAAUCAACGUUCAACGUCCCCAGGGCGUUGAAGCCGGCGCCAAUCUUCCUGUACUAUUCUGGAUUUAUGGUGGCGGUUUUGUGGCUGGGAGCACCCCUCCGUUUGAUGGUAAAAACUUGAUCACGACUGGCGUGCAACUCAAUCAGCCAUUUGUCUAUGUAUCCGUCAAUUAUCGCGUCGGCGGCUGGGGCUUUAUGCCGGGCGAAGAGAUUCUUCGUGAAGGAAGUGGUAAUGCAGGCCUGCGUGACCAGCGGAUGGGGCUUGAAUGGGUCGCCGAUAAUAUUGCAGAGUUUGGAGGCGACCCAACGAGAGUCAUAAUUUGGGGAGAGUCUGCUGGAGCCAUAUCGGUGUUUGACCAGCUUGUUCUGUAUGACGGCAAUGCCACCUACAAGGGUGAAGAGCUUUUCCAUGGUGCUAUCAUGAACUCUGGAACGGCUCUUCCAACUGAUCCUCUGAAUGGUCCCAAAGGGGAGGCUAUCUACAGUGCAGUUGUCAAGGCAGCUGGAUGUGAGGGCAAACCCGAGGGUUCGUUGAGCUGUCUUCGCGACUUGCACAAUGACGACUUUGCCGCUGCAGCCAAUUCCGUCCCUGGUAUUUUCUCAUAUCCAUCUCUUGCACUAUCAUAUCUUCCGAGGCCAGAUGGCACUGUCUUAACCGACAGCCCGGAUGCACUGGCAAAGGAAGGGAAGUUCCAUAAAGUGCCCGUGAUUAUGGGCUCGCAAGAAGACGAGGGAACAGCCUUCACCCUCUUCCAAGUCAACAUGGGCACGGAUGAGAAGAUUGUCAACUAUCUCUCGAAAUAUUACUUUGGCGAUGCUACUAUCGACCAAAUCAGCGAGUUUGUCGGCACUUAUAGCGAUAAAAUUUCUGACGGAAGCCCGUUCCGAAGCAUCCUUCCAACCGAGCUCUAUCCGGGCAAGAGGAGGAUCGCCGCCAUUCUUGGUGACAUGGUCUUUGACCUGAUGCGGCGUGUUACGCUUCAGAUUUUUGCUGAGAACCACCCAGAAGUACCUUCGUGGUCCUAUCUCUCCUCAUACGACUACAACUUGGGCCUCAAUCCCGUUGGCACUAAGCACGGGUCAGAUAUGCCUGUUUUCUUCAACGGCUCCAAUGACGACCUCCCUACAAUCAGUGGCCGGACAUACUAUCUCAACUUUCUCUACGAAUUGGAUCCAAACAACGGCACUCAAGUAGAUGUACUUUGGCCCCAGUGGAAAGAGGGUCGCCAGCUCUUGUGGUAUAAUAAGAAAAACAACAGCCUCAGAAACGAUACAUAUAGGGAGAGCAGCUAUGAUUUCAUGUUGAAGAAUAUCGAUUCUUUACGCUUUUGA